AUGCGGCCCUGGAAGCACAUCGGGCCCCAUCCACGACAGCGAAAGCAGUGGACAGGGGAAAGCUUGGCUCGCGAACGCGGCGCCUCUCUGAAGUACGCGUCCGCAACUCUCAAACCUGAGAGCAGAAAGGUGGAGCUCUUCCUCGAGUUCUACACGCAGCAGAUCGUCAGCCUCGUCAACAACGCGGGCCUGCGCGUGGAGAACAAGUCCGUACGGCGAAUCGCGGCCGGUAAGGUGGGCUGGAACUCCACCGAGUCCGGCUGGGACUCCGCGCUACUGCGGCCGCCGCAGGACCGGCGGCGGCGCGCGCGGGAUCCGGCGCACCGCCGGCGCGUGGAGAGCUCCCCCGGCGGCGGCGCGCCCGCGGACGCCGCGGACCCCGCGUCGCUGCCCGUGCGCCGCGACGCGGAGGGCUCCCCGCGGCAGUGCAUCUC
Prorocentrum cordatum is the source of this 434-nucleotide messenger RNA. The record is from the annotation of a GenBank genome assembly. Lineage: Eukaryota; Dinophyceae; Prorocentrales; Prorocentraceae.